GUUCGUGGGCUCAUUGCUGUUGGACCGCGUAGCGUUCGAAACGACGUCGAGGCAAUCGUGAACAUGUCCGAGCAGAUGUCCCAAUCUUUCUCCGAGUUCGUCGGAACGUCCGUGGACGAAGACCAGUCCCUGAAGUACUACAAGGACGAGAUGGUCAAAUCUAACACAAUGUUAUACGUGACGCGGAUCAGCUUCGUCAUCUUCGUCGUGUUCGCCAUGUACCUGCUUGGAAUGCUCUUCGUCUACCGGACCUCCGACACGACGCUCCAGCCUGUCCUCAAGAAAAUCAUCUACCAGAACAGUCCUCGGAAGGAAUGUUUGGCUAACCCCCGUGGCAGGCUUCUUGUUGCAUCCCUGCAACCUUCCGAAGCCGCCCCUACUGGGAGCGGAAUCGUUCAGACAUCAACAGAUCUGAUAAGUAAGACAGUCUCAACUGUAGCGGGCGCCGUAGAUGUUACGGCACCUCGCUUGUCCACAGUGGGAUCUCCACGACGUCCUGGAGACAAGGCUACGACUCCUCACCAGAAACGUCUCCCUCCAGAUCACCUUAUCUUUUGCAUCUAUAAUCAUACGACGUAUAAAAGAAAGUUACAGAUCAGGUUGGAGCUGAGAGACAUUCCAGUGGGUCUUUGCACGCAUAUCGUGUACUACGCGGUCGGCAUCGAUAGUUCUUUUUCCAUCAGAGCAACUGAGGAAAUAUUUGAUGUGGAACAAGGCGGACUCGAUACCUUUGUUUCACUGAGAAAUCUUCAUAACAGAGUGAAGUUCCUGUUAUGCGUGGGCGAGACGACAGACGACUGGAGGACGUUCCAGGACAUUGUGAGCGAUACUGGUAUCGUGAGGUCCUUCUCACAGAAUCUUCUGCGUUGGAUUCUGAGGAGGAAAUUUGACGGUAUUAUCAUCAACUGGCGGUAUCUGCACAGAAAUGACAAGUGGAAGUUCAACGGCUUGGUGGAACACUUGAAGAGUGCUUCCCACCGGAGGAAACUCUCCGUUUCCGUUUUGCUCCCGCAUGCAGAAGCUGAACGGAUCUCAUAUGACGUAGCGCAACUGGGAAAGAUUGCCGAUUUUCUGCUGGUUGACAUGUUCAGCGAUCAUAACCAUACACUAUCGAGAGCCGUCUUUCCUGUUAGCAACGAAGAUAUAACGGUGCUCCCCAGGCUACUCAAGAAAGAGUUGGGGAGAAGAAAUUUCUACAAGAUCUGUCCCGUACUUCCACUUCAGGGAUUAACCUUCACCUUACGAAGUAAAGAGCACCACCACAUUGGGGCUUCCGUGAUCGGCCCUGGGAUGCCAGGGAAGUACUCGGGGACUCCAGGAAUGCUCUCCUACAGCGAGAUCUGUCCGGGAAAUUGGUCUUUCGUGAGCUCGGAACGUUUCGCCACCUUUGCGGUGAGGGAGACGCAGUGGGUCGGGUACCACGACGCCAGCAACUUGAGAAAUAUCAUGAUGUAUUUAAGGCGAAGAUACGGGUGCCGUUGCUUCGGACUCCGGGAUAUCGGCCACGAUGAUUUUCGUGGGGUUUGUGGUCCGCCCUUUCCACUUCUGCACAACUGUUACAGAAAUGUGCAGAUGAUAGGGGAUGAUCCCCACGAUUGGAUUGAGUGAAGUAACGGUGGUAGAGGAGAAUAAAUUAUAUAGACGACAA
This is a messenger RNA of Ornithodoros turicata, 1648 nucleotides long. RefSeq names its product chitinase-3-like protein 1. The coding region runs from base 64 to 1608 and encodes 514 amino acids. The transcript has a single exon. Gene Ontology annotation, cellular component: extracellular region. Gene Ontology annotation, molecular function: chitin binding; chitinase activity. NCBI's taxonomy places the organism in Eukaryota, Metazoa, Arthropoda, Arachnida, Ixodida, Argasidae. Gene Ontology annotation, biological process: carbohydrate metabolic process; chitin catabolic process. The record is from RefSeq and is a predicted model, not a curated record.